AUGGCCUCCAGACCCGUGGCGACGAGAGCUUCCUCAAGAUCAAGAACGAAUACACCAGCGCCAACACCGCCGACGACACGAACGACACGAACUCGCGCGGCCUCAAAAGCACCUGAAGAACAAGCACCUGCACCAGCAAGGAAACCUCCGAGCAGCAGAAAACCGUUGAGCAAAAGGGACAACCUCGAGCCGCCCCCGCCUUCAAAACCGAAGGCGAAAGCACCCAGCUCUAAGGCGCUCAAACAGGCUCAAGCUAAUGAAAAUGAACGUGAGGCAAUCAUGGCAUACCUUCGCAUCCGCCCUCGAAUUGGGGAGGAGCCUUCCAAAGCACCGUAUCUUGUCCCAAUCUCAGACACUUCAGUCCGAAUGACAGACCCUAAUGACACACAAAACCGAUCUCAAUAUCGUGCUUCAGUAAUCCAGCCAUCUUCUAUCUACACUUUCUCGCAUGUAUUUCCACCGGAGACACAGCAAGUGGACUUCUUUACGAAGACAACACUCCCGCUGGUGAAGGAUCUCCUCCAGGGACAGAAUGGUCUUCUGUUCACGUACGGUGUGACCAACUCUGGAAAGACCUAUACCGUUCAGGGUGGCUCCGAGCCUGGCACUGCUGGGAUUCUCCCCAGAACCCUUGAUGUCAUCUUCAAUAGUAUAGAUGGCCUUCACGGUGACGGAAGGUACCGUCCCGUUCGCCUCUACGGUGUCGAACCCGCCGACGCCUCAGAUUCCGCUCCCCCGCAGAUUAGCUCUGCGCCAGCCGUUGCUCAGGUCCUCCAAUCUCUCGAUGAUCCUUCUGAACCCAAUUUCGAAACCGAUCCGACUGUCGUUGAAGUUGACCGCAACUACGAGUACACGGUCUGGCUUUCUUAUGCAGAGGUCUACAAUGAAAAGGUGUACGACCUUCUUGCCUCGGCCAAAGAUGACGAGACGCGCGUGGACAGCCCUGCUCCACGUGCAGGCCAGCACAAGAUCCCUACCCUUACCCGACAAGCCCUAACUCUGCGACCAUCGCCGCCGGCGGACAACCCCGACACUGAUAUUACUGGGAAAUACAUCUCGGGCUUGCGUCAAUUCAGGGUGACAAGCGCCGCCCAGGCCAAAAGCUUGGUGAAGAUAGGUCAACUUCAUCGACGCGUUUUUGGAACCCUUGCGAACCAAGCGAGUAGCCGAAGUCAUGGAAUGGUCAUCAUCAAGAUCAUGCGAGGUCAUCGUGGCGAAAAGGAUGAUCCCACCAGCCUUCAAAUUUCUCGUCUGACCCUCGUCGACUUGGCUGGCUCAGAGAGGACGAAGCAUACGCAUACCACUGGUGAUCGUCUCAAAGAAGCCGGAAACAUUAACAAGUCAUUGAUGGUCUUGGGUCAAUGUUUGGAGGUCCUUCGCUCAAACCAGCGGAAGCUUGCCAUGAGCCUUGCUCAUGAAGGGGUUGGAGAGAAUGGGCGAAUGGAUACACGGGACGUCAAACGGACGCUUGCUGUCAUUCCCUUCCGCCAUAGUAAGAUGACCGAAGCCCUAAUGGACUAUUUCAUCGGCGAUGGUCGGGUCGUGAUGAUCGUCAAUAUCAACCCAUACGACACAGGUUACGAUGAAAAUUCACAUAUCAUGAAGUUUGCUGCUCUCGCUAGAGAGGUCCACACCAAUCCUGGACCUGCACCCGUAUCGAAGCUUCCCCCCAAUUUUGGGCCUGGAAAGGCCAAAGGCAACAAGAUCAAGGAACCAGGGCCGCUAUCUCUGAGAGGAAGCGAUAUUGCUCCCAAGCCGUUCUACCGAAGGAAGGUCACCAUCUCUAUGGGUGGUACGGAAGCCGGGAAGAGGGUCAACGAAGCCAUUGUUGAGGUUGUGGAAGCAGAGGAAGAGGAUCAACUUGACGAUAACGACGGUGAGGAGGGUGAAGAGCCUCCCAACCCUCUCGUUGAUGCUCUAUUCGAAGAAAUCGAAAGACUUCGAAUCCAGCUUUACGAUGCAGAGAUGAGAUGCGCGUUGAUUGAAGCCGAUACUCGUGAAGAGGUGAUGCACGAGAUGGAGGAACGCAUGCGGACAAUGGAGCAAAUGUAUUCGAGGCGGUUGAUGUCCGAGAUUGAGCAAAACAACUUGAAGACUGAUGCAAAGAUUGAUAUGCUGCAUCAAGCAGGUCUCUUUUCUAGUCCAGUCAAGCGCAGCGACACGAUCGAGACACUGUCAGAGGCUGAAGAGGAAGACGUUGAGAUGAGUUUGAUCCAAGAAGAGUCUGACGAAGAUGCAGUCAUGUCUGAUGCUACCAAGUCCGUAUCAGCUUCGCCAUUGGCAAGAAAGGACAAGACUGCCAGAAGUUCCAACCCGUUCAAAAAUAUGGGAACCCAUCCGAUUGGCUCUGAUGAUGAAGAGCUCACAGAGAUUGAAGACAGCGAGCAAAGUGAGGAAGACGAUGAUGAGGACGACGAGGAGGGCACGGAAGAGGAAGAAGAGGAAGGGAUUGAAGAAGAUGACGACGAUGACGACUACAAAGAGAGUCAGAAUCAGUCUGAGGAGGAAGACGACUGGGAGCCUUCAUUGUCAACUAAGAAACGCACACCUGCGAAACCGCGUCCUUCAACCUCCAAGGCAGCGCCUCCUUCUACGACCAGAAAACCAUCUCGGGUUUCCAAAUUAGCGACUGAAAUCGAUACCCUUAAACUCUCCGAGUCAACAUCGAAGAAGGAUGGUCCUCCACCAAAGAAGAAGCCCCGUUCUUCGCUGGACACUGACUCUGAGGAUGAAGAGUCUGACGUGCCCGUCGCGCCUAAAAAGAAGAGGCAAGUCCCUGUUGACCUUUGGUCGUCUCCCACUAAUUAA
Molecule: messenger RNA, 2808 nt
Organism: Coprinopsis cinerea okayama7#130
Lineage: Eukaryota; Fungi; Basidiomycota; Agaricomycetes; Agaricales; Psathyrellaceae
Product: kinesin-like protein KIF23
Exons: 9
Coding region: 1-2808 (935 amino acids)
Biological process (GO): microtubule-based movement
Cellular component (GO): nucleus; kinesin complex; microtubule
Molecular function (GO): microtubule motor activity; ATP hydrolysis activity; microtubule binding
Source: RefSeq, a predicted model, not a curated record